Aspergillus heteromorphus CBS 117.55 is the source of this 651-nucleotide messenger RNA. RefSeq lists its product as uncharacterized. NCBI's taxonomy places the organism in Eukaryota, Fungi, Ascomycota, Eurotiomycetes, Eurotiales, Aspergillaceae. Gene Ontology annotation, molecular function: protein binding. The transcript has 3 exons. The record is from RefSeq and is a predicted model, not a curated record. The coding region runs from base 1 to 651 and encodes 216 amino acids.
AUGGGGCUUAUCAGCCAACCUAGGACGAGGCUGUACCAAGUGGACUGCGGCUGGGAUGAUAUUUUGGACGCGAUAUCGCCUGGUCGUACUUGUUCUGUUCCCCAGCUCGGAUGUCCAGUUGCAGACAGCCUCAGGAGAAAAGAACUCAUCAGCGUCACAUCUUCGGCUCGACGGCAUAACGGUCGCAGGCAACGAGCUUCAUUAGGUCAUCUUAUGCUCACUGCAAUAGCCACCCCUGCAGUCUCAGAUUCUCUCACACCUGUGGACGUGGAUCCCCCAUCAGAUUUCGGCCCCCUCUGGCAACAAGCCAUCCGGGAAUACGAAGAGAUCACCGAGAGAAAAGUCAUCCCACGGCGUCGUGAUUCCGCAUCCAUCGUCAUGAUCCCGAGUACCAAAGCAUACAGCAUACACGGCUGGACGGCACUGCUGGUAGCCGCUCAAAGCGACCAGCCUGAAGCCAUCAGUCUAUUGCUCCGGAGACAUCCCAAUAUUGUCUCGCAGCGAUUUCCAUCCGGCGCAACCGCAGUCGCGGUGGCAGCCGAAAUGGGCAGCGAUAGGGCCGUAGCAGUGUUACUGAAUGCCAUGGACAAGGAUGAUUCAGGAUCUGGUUUGCUUACUGCGGAGAAGGGUUCAAGGCCGGUGGAUUCUUGA